Corythoichthys intestinalis (scribbled pipefish) is the source of this 1690-nucleotide messenger RNA. RefSeq names its product UBX domain protein 11 (gene ubxn11). Gene Ontology annotation, biological process: proteasome-mediated ubiquitin-dependent protein catabolic process. The transcript is spliced from 13 exons. Gene Ontology annotation, molecular function: ubiquitin binding. NCBI's taxonomy places the organism in Eukaryota, Metazoa, Chordata, Actinopteri, Syngnathiformes, Syngnathidae. The coding region runs from base 253 to 1689 and encodes 478 amino acids. The record is from RefSeq and is a predicted model, not a curated record.
AUAAGACAUGGAAGGAAAACCGAAUUUCCCUAAUAUGACGUCAUACAACAUUUGCGUAAUCGUCUUUAAAAUGAUAAGUCUAACCUUUUUCCCGAUACGUGACGUUGAUAAAUAGGAACGUUAAAAAAACGAGUGGCGCGUGCAUAAAAUCACUUCCGGUUUCUAGCGUGCACGCUCGCUCAUGUGUUGCUAUGAGUAACAGGCUACAGUACAACAUUAAUAACAAGCACCCGAAAGCCUUAUACUUCAGACAUGAGUUCACCGUUGACGAUGCUAAAGAAAAUGAGGCGCGCCCCGCUUCCGUAUGAAGAAAGCACCAAACGGGGUCAACAAGAGAAUCUUUCAACAGAAUCUCAGGUCUUGUGUGAAACCAGAGGUCCUAUAGCAUGCAGUCCAACUCGACCCAAUGAUGAAUUUGUGAUGUAUAAAGUUUCUAAGAAAGGUAAAGGUGAUGCGCCAAGUGACUUUGAGCUGAUGUCUUCAAUGAUGCAGCGUCUGACUCUGCUUGAGAGGCAGGUCACAAGCCAAAAAGAGGAGAUGGGACGCAAGGACAAUGCUAUUUCAGUUUUGAAGGACAAACUGAAAGCACUGGAAGACUUGGAGAAUGGACAUGUUGAAAUUUGCGGUCAUCUUGAAAGACGGUGCAAAGAGCUACAGCUCCAAGUGGAUGACAUGGAGAGGUUCCUGAAUGACUAUGGCUUGAUCUGGGUAGGAGAUAGUAAGCCUGCUAAUGGCACACAGCGAACAGACUUAGGUACAAACAAUUUACUUUCGAACUUAAAAGGGCUGCUAAUAUGCAAGUUUAAUCUCCUUUCAGAUACCUCUUUGCACAGGAAUUUCCACAUUGACUUUGACCUCGUGAUACAGACGAUCAAGGAGCUCAACAUCCUCGCAGGAGAACCUUUCAUACAAUCCACGCCCACGGGAGCGCAUUUGGCACGAAAUGAUCCUGUGCAAUUGAAGCUCUACAGCAAUGGUAUUGUCAUGUUUGAUGGACCUUUCCGAUCCUACCAGGAGAACAGCACCCAGCAAUGCAUGCAGGAUCUGAUGGAAGGCUAUUUCCCAUCUGAGCUUCAAGGCAGAUUUCCUGAUGGUGUGCCUUUUGAGGUCCAUGACAGACGGAAUGAGGAAUUUGUCCCGAGAGCACCGUUUGAUAAAUUUCCUGGUAAAGGACAGGCUGUGCAAGACAAAAAAGAGGACUCAGCAAUGAGAGUCAGCUCAGAAUUAACUGGUAAGACAUUUAGCACAAACAAGUUUCUUAACAGACUACCAAAAAUGGUGGUGAAGGCGGGUCGUGUGAUUGACAUCAGUGACUCCGUACAGACAAACUUGAAGAGCUCCUCUGACAUACACAACAGUUGCUCUGCAGUCAUUGUCAAUACACCAGCACUGCAAGCAAUGAAGGACAGCAUCUCGACUGACUGGCCUUCGUCCGUACGCAACAUGGUCACACUCAAGGUCAAGUCAGAAGAUGGUGAUUGUACUUUUGUGCUGAAAAUGUGCCUCUCCGAGACUGUUGGUAAUCUGAGGAAACACCUGGACACACACAGGGGACAUAAACUGUCUGGCUAUGACAUUAUCAGUGCAUACCCUCCUUGUCAUUACCAGGAUGAGCACCAAACACUUGGGUCAUGUGGGUUCACAAACAACGUUACUCUUCUUCUGCGAGGAAGGAAAAAUCACUCAUGAA